GAGUGUCCUUUCAUUCCCCGUGCGCCAGUUCAACAGCUUCGAGCAGCUCUGCAUCAACUUCACCAACGAGAAGCUCCAGCAGUUCUUCAACCACCACAUGUUCGUGCUGGAGCAGGAGGAGUACAAGAAGGAGGGCAUCGAAUGGGUCUUCAUCGACUUCGGCAUGGACCUGCAGGCCUGCAUCGACCUCAUCGAGAAGCCGCUGGGGAUCAUGUCCAUCCUGGAAGAGGAGUGCAUGUUCCCGAAAGCCUCCGACAUGACCUUCAAGGCCAAGCUGUACGACAACCACCUGGGCAAGUCGGCCAACUUUGGGAAACCCCGAAAUAUCAAAGGCAAACCGGAGGCCCACUUCUCCCUCAUGCAUUACGCCGGCACCGUGGACUACAACAUCAUCGGCUGGCUGGAGAAGAACAAGGACCCGCUCAACGAGACGGUGGUGGGGCUCUACCAGAAGUCGGCCCUGAAGCUCCUGGCCACCCUCUUUUCCAACUAUGCAGGCACCGAAGCUGGUGGAGAUGGAGGGAAGGGGAAAGGCUCUAAGAAGAAAGGGUCGUCCUUCCAGACCGUCUCUGCACUUCAUCGGGAGAACCUGAACAAGCUGAUGGCCAACCUCAAGACCACGCACCCUCAUUUCGUGCGAUGCAUCAUCCCCAACGAAAGGAAGGCUCCCGGCGUGAUGGACAACCCCCUGGUCAUGCACCAGCUUCGCUGCAACGGGGUCCUGGAGGGGAUCCGGAUCUGCCGGAAGGGAUUCCCCAACCGGAUCCUCUACGGGGACUUCAGGCAGAGGUACCGCAUCCUCAACCCCACCGCCAUCCCCGAGGGCCAGUUCAUCGACAGCCGGAAGGGAGCCGAGAAGCUGCUGGGCACUCUCGACAUCGACCACAACCAGUACAAAUUUGGGCACACUAAGGUGUUCUUCAAGGCAGGGUUGCUGGGCCAACUUGAGGAGAUGCGUGACGAGCGGCUCUCCCGCAUCAUCACCCGCAUCCAGGCCCAAGCACGGGGUCAGCUCAUGCGCAUCGAGUUUAAGAAGAUUCUGGAGCGCAG
Molecule: messenger RNA, 1050 nt
Organism: Varanus komodoensis (Komodo dragon)
Lineage: Eukaryota; Metazoa; Chordata; Lepidosauria; Squamata; Varanidae
Product: myosin-7-like
Exons: 7
Biological process (GO): vesicle transport along actin filament; actin filament organization
Cellular component (GO): vesicle; cytoplasm; myosin complex
Molecular function (GO): microfilament motor activity; ATP binding; actin filament binding
Source: RefSeq, a predicted model, not a curated record